GCCAACCAAUCACACAACUCCAACAUGCGCACGACCAUCUUCUUUGCGGCUUUGAUCGCUGCCGUCGCGGCCCAAACCACCAAGCCCGUCACCACCGUUCUGGCGACCACCACGCCCAAGCCCAACGUCACCACCACCGUCAAGCCCGUCAACACCACCACCACUGCCAAGCCUGUGACCACCACCGCCGCAAAGCCUACCACCACCGCCCGUCGCUUCAACGUGUCUGUGGUGGGCGACGCCACGUACAACAUUGCUGGCCCCAUCUGCAGCGGCAGCGGCCUCGUGCCUGCGGGCACCAACUGCCCCGUCAAGGGCGACAAGGCGGUGGCGAGCUGCUUCCCCCACUUAAAGACGUACUCGAACCGCACGUGCACCGCUGGUAUCAACUCGGUAUGCCGCAAGAUCCCGUCGGGGGCUUGGGGCUGUGUGUGGAACGUGACUGUGCCCACCGGCACCACGUGGAAGCCUACGUCGGUGGUCCCCACCACGACCAAGGCUACCACUGUUGCCCCCAAGCCUAACACGACCAAGGCGACCACCGCUGCCCCUACCACGACCAAGGCGACCACCACCGCCCCUACCACGACCAAGCCCGUCGUGAAGGCCGUCACCGCUGCCCCCACCACCACGGUCAAGGUGAACGUGACCACUGCCAAGCCCAACACGACCAUUGUCAAGCCCAACGCGACCACUGCCAAGCCCAACACGACCACCGUCAAGCCUGUGACCACCACCGCCGCUAAGCCCACCACCACCGCUCGUCGUUUCGACGUGUCUGUGGUGGGCGACGCCACGUACAACAUUGCUGGCCCCAUCUGCAGCGGCAGCGGCCUCGUGCCUGCCGGCACCAAGUGCCCCGUCAAGGGCGACAAGGCGGUGGCCAGCUGCCACAAGGGCUUGAAGACGUUUGCGAACAGCACGUGCGUCGCCCCUGUGAACUCGGUAUGCCAAAAGAUCCCGUCGGGCGCGUGGGGCUGCGUGUGGAACUCCACCGCGACCAACGCUACCAUUGUCAAGCCCACGACCACCGGCACGAUCGUCAAGCCCACGACUACCAAGGCCACCACCACCACGGCCAAGCCCACCACCACGGCCGCCGUCACCACCAAGAAGCCUUAAACAGCUGAUCGGUCAUGGAUCUCUCUACAUUUGAAGAAAAUGUACCUUGCACGUAGUAGUAGUACAGACGAAUAGUUAAGCGCAUGGAAGAUAUAAGUACGUACGAUCAUGUG
Molecule: messenger RNA, 1235 nt
Organism: Aphanomyces astaci
Lineage: Eukaryota; Oomycota; Saprolegniomycetes; Saprolegniales; Verrucalvaceae
Exons: 1
Coding region: 25-1122 (365 amino acids)
Source: RefSeq, a predicted model, not a curated record